This is a messenger RNA of Sus scrofa (pig), 2485 nucleotides long. It is a transcript of the gene VCAM1, whose product is annotated as vascular cell adhesion molecule 1. Gene Ontology annotation, molecular function: integrin binding. Gene Ontology annotation, cellular component: plasma membrane. The record is from RefSeq and is marked provisional. NCBI's taxonomy places the organism in Eukaryota, Metazoa, Chordata, Mammalia, Artiodactyla, Suidae. Gene Ontology annotation, biological process: cell-cell adhesion.
CUGGCUUUUGGAGCUCAAGACUCUUCCUGAGCACUUUCAGGGAGGACACAAAGAAGGGUUUUGGAACCAUUGUUUCCUCGUCACACAGCAACUUAAAAUGCCGAGGAAUAUCGUCGUGAUCUUUGGAGCCUCAAAUAUACUUUGGAUGGUGUUUGCCGUUUCUCAAAAUGUUAAAGUCGAGAUCUUCCCUGAAGACAAAAUGAUUGCGCAGAUUGGUGACUCCGCUUCCCUGACUUGCAGCGCACCGGACUGCGAGUCCUCCCUGUCUUUCUCUUGGAGAACUCAGAUAGACAGUCCUCUGAAUGGAAAAGUGAAAACUAACGGGACCAGAUCCACGCUGGUCAUGAAUCCCGUUAGUUUUGAGAAUGAACACUCCUAUCUGUGCACAGUCUCCUGCGGGAAGAAAGGGGAAAGAGGAAUCCAAGUGGAGAUCUACUCUUUCCCCAAGGACCCAGAGAUUCACUGGAGUAGCCUUCCAGAAGUUGGGAAGCCAGUUACAGUCAGGUGUCUGGUGCCUGACGUUUACCCGGUUGAAAAGUUGGAGAUAGAAUUACUGAAGGACAACCAUUCCAUGGUGUCCCAGAACUUUCUGGAGCUUAUAGACAUAAAGUCCAAGGAAACGAAGAGUUUGGAAUUUACCUUUACUCCUACCGAAGAGGAUAUUGGGAAAGCUAUUGUUUGUCAAGCUACAUUAAUCAUUGAUGGUCAGCCCUCAGUAAAGACAACACCAGAAAAAAUGCAAGUCUACAUCUCACCCAAGGACCCAGUUAUAUCUGUGAAUCCCUCCACAAGCCUACAAGAAGGUGACUCCGUGAUGAUGACAUGUACCAGUGAAGGUCUACCAGCUCCACAGAUUUCCUGGAGCAAGAAAUUAGAUAAUGGAGAUCAACAGCUCCUUUCUGGGAAUGCAACUCUCACUUUAAUUGCUAUGAGGAUGGAAGAUUCUGGAAUUUACGUGUGCGAGGGAGUUAAUCCGGUUGGGACAAACAGAAAAGAGGUGGAAUUAACUGUUCAAGUUGCUCCCAGGGAUACGACCAUCUCCGUCAACCCCUCCUCCACCCUGGAGGAGGGCAGUUCUGUGAACAUGACCUGCUCUAGUGAUGGCUUUCCAGCUCCGAAAAUCCUCUGGAGCAAGAAGCUGAGGGAUGGGAAUCUAGAGCCUCUUUCUGAGAAUACAACUCUCACCUUGACAUCUACAAAAAUGGAAGAUUCCGGUAUUUAUGUGUGUGAAGGGAUUAACCAGGCUGGAAUAAACAGAAAAGAAGUUGAAUUAAUUAUCCAAGCUGCUCCAAAAGAUCUACAACUUACAGCUUUUCCUUCUGAGAGCGUCAAGGAAGGGGACACUGUCAUUAUCUCCUGUACAUGUGGAAAUGUCCCCCCGACUUUGAUAAUCCUGAAGAAAAAAGCAGAGACAGGCGACACGGUGCUAAAGUCUACCGAUGGUGCAUAUACCAUCCACAGGGCCCGGCUAGCGGAUGCAGGUGUAUACGAAUGUGAAUCCAAGAAUGAAAUUGGCUUGCAAUUAAGAAGUAUAACGCUUGACGUGAAAGGAAGAGAAAGUAACAAGGACUAUUUUUCUUCUGAACUUCUCGUGCUCUAUUGUGCAUCCUCCUUAAUAAUACCUGCCAUCGGGGUGAUUAUUUACUUUGCUAGAAAAGCCAACAUGAGAGGGUCAUAUAGUCUUGUAGACGCUCAAAAAUCAAAAGUGUAGCUGAUGUUUGAAGUGUUCAACCAGAGACAUUAUUUAUCAGUUCAAAUCCUCAAUACUGCUCAUCAUUCCACAAGGAAAACAACAAGCUGGGAGUCCAGACUUUGAAUGCAGUGAACUCUUGGAAAGACAUGGCUGCCUAUGCCCUUGCGGUGUGCACGAAGCCAAAGGAAAACGGCUUUCUCAAAAAUAGGCACUACCCCUGAGAUAUGGUGACUGGGGUGGUGUCAUGAAGUGUAUGUACAAUAACGUGAUUUGUAUAUAUGUAAAAUAAAAUUAUGCCAUAGGAAGAUCGCCUGCAAUAUCAGCCCUCCAUAGUCACAUUUCUAAAAUUAUCAGUGUUGCUUGGACUGAUCGUUAUAACUUAAUGCAUCUUAAUAUGACUGGCACUUUUUAAUAUUUUAUGUCAUCUUUUUAAUAUUUUGUUACGACUUUUCAAUAUUUUAUUUCCUUUAACAAUAUUUGAUUCCUAUAAAGGUCAUGGACAACAAUUUCAUGUUUUGUAAAGAUGCCAGGGUUUUAGAUUGUUACAGGCAAAUGAUAAACCAAGAAAGAACUGGGUUGACUUUCAGGUACUAAGCACUUCAACCUAUGGUGUAAUGGUUGACUGGAUUUCUCCGGAUGGUACUGCCAUGGUACGGAGUUUUUUUAUGAUGUUGUUUGUUCAUCAGACUCUUGUGUAACUUUCUCUAUGUGGUCUAAAAGUACAACCUCUUUCGAUUUUCUUUUGUAAAUGUUUAGGGUUUUUUUUGUAUAGUAAAGUGAUAAUUUCUGAAA